AUGGAAAAACAACUUUGGGGCCCCCUGGGGGGUGCCGGCGUGGAGGUGGAGGUGUCCGCUAGGGCCCAGCUGUCAAAAAGCAGUGGGGCGUGGGGGGCAGAGACGACUGGGCAGGGAAACGCCGAGGAAAGGGCGCGAACUUUAUUUCGACUGCUGCGAACCUCGGCGUCGCUUUUCUUUUCGGGCAGUCGCCGGUCUCGGUCCCCUUUGACCAGUUCCUACUCGCGAGCCGCCGCCGCCGCCCCCUCCUCCUUUCCCCUUCCCCUCCUCCUUCGUGCCCGUCGUGCUGCCCCGCACCCGGAUCAGUCCGGGUCCCUGCUCGCUGUCGGGGAGAAGGGAAGGCAGGCACAGGUUUCGAGCAUAUUCCCUGAACACUUGAAAAUCAGAAUCGGCGGAGGCGAACACUUGGCUUGGCAGGACAGCAGGUCUGGUUACCGGUUUCCACUGAGAAGAGAAAAUCAUCCCUCCUUGCUUGCUCUCUUCCCCGAAGUAGAGGAAGAGACUGCCCAAUUGCAUUCAGAGUACGAAGAUCAACUCAGUGAGAUGGGGCAAGAGAAGCGCCAUCAACGAAGCCCAAAGAAAGUUCGUAGAAGAGUUCCCUGGUGGCUCAGCAAGUUAAGGAUCCAGCGUUGUCACUGCUGUGGCUCAGGUCACCGUGGUUCAGGUUGCUGCAGUGAUCAUUGACCCGGAAUUUCAACCUGCUAUGGGUAUGCCUCUCCCCCCCAAAAGAGAAGAAGGACUUGUGGGAAAUCCAAGGAAAUGAGACUGUUCUGGUUCAAGAAAUAACUAGGAAGUGGUGUUUGAGAUGGGCCUAGAAAGAUGACAACAGGCAGAGGGAUUUCCAGGUGGAGGAAAAUAAAUGUGAGAAGAAAGAAUGUGCAGGAAGCAAUAAGUAUUUAUUUGGGAUGGGGAAAGGCAGUUAGUACAUGGUGAAAGCAGUUGUUCUCAAAUCUGGCCACACAACUGAAUUAAUUGGGGACCUUUUAAUAAAAACACAGGUUUCUGGGCUCCUUACCAGACCUUGUGAAUGAAAAUUUUCAAGAAUGAAGGUCUAUGUUAGGUUGUGCUUUUUUAAAAAAAUAUGCAUAUAUUUUAGUUCUCUAAGUGAUUCGAAUGUGCACCUAGGCUUAGAAAUCACUGGAGGAGGUUUUGCUAAACCCUGAAGAAUUAUGCCAUGAUCAGCCACACUGCCGAACUGUGUUUUCUAAACUUUAGUUUUAAAAAUCAAUUUAGUGAGUCUCGUUACGUACUUAAUUUUUUUUUGAUAUCAUAAUACAUUGUAUGCUGUAAGGGUAGGAAAUUUUUGUGAAAGAUUUGUUUCUGCUUAAGUAUGUGUUUGCUUAUGUAUAUGUCUUCUUGUUGCUUAUGCAAUGUAAAAGAUAUGUCUUACUGAUUUCUUCAGUCAAAGCAAAAAAUGGAAAGGGCUAAAUUACAGGAGAAGAUCGUAUUUAAUUUUGUUGGCAAUGGGGAGCCAUAGAAGCUUUUGAGCUGGGGAGUGACAGGACCAGAUUUACACUGGUGAAAAUUAGUAAGGCAGCAAUGUACAAGAUGGAUUGAAAUGAGGAAUAAAAGGAACGAGAUGUUAAUUAGACUCUAUAACCAUUAUUAAUUUUGAGUCAGACUGAUUAAAACACAUUUAAGUUCUAAAAUUAUUUGCAUUUCUAAUUAACAUAACAUUUUAAAAAUGUUAAGCCAGAAGGCACCUCAGGAUUGGGUCAGGGCUUCCAGUUAUUAUGAACAGUGAUUAUUACUGAGCCUCUAUUAGCCCAAAGGUUGUGAUUAAGUGAUACACCUCAUUGUAUGAACUCUAGAGGGAAAAAAAUGAGGAAAUACGUAAAGCUAUGUUGCAGACAAUUCAAAAAGUGGUAUUUAGUCUAGAGUAGUCAUCAAAUUAUGGACAGCGAAAGGAUUUGAACAGACUUCUCCACAGAAAAUGUGCAAGUGAACACAGGCACAUGGACAUCAUUAGUCAUCAGGGAAUGUAAAUUAAGGCCACAUUCAACACGUGCUACAACAUAGAUAAACCUGACGACAUUAUGCUUAGAGGAAGAAGCCAGUCGCAAAAGGAAAAAUACAAUAUGAUUCUGCUUAUUUAAGGUACUGAAACUGGUCAAACCCAUAGGGACAGAAAAUAGGGCCAGUGGCUGAGGGGAGACAGGAAUGUGAAGCUGUUGUUUUAACAGGUGGAGAGUUUUUGUUUUGCAAGAUGAAAAGAGUU
Molecule: messenger RNA, 2218 nt
Organism: Phacochoerus africanus (Common warthog)
Lineage: Eukaryota; Metazoa; Chordata; Mammalia; Artiodactyla; Suidae
Exons: 3
Coding region: 1-684 (227 amino acids)
Source: RefSeq, a predicted model, not a curated record